Molecule: messenger RNA, 2160 nt
Organism: Brassica oleracea var. oleracea
Lineage: Eukaryota; Viridiplantae; Streptophyta; Magnoliopsida; Brassicales; Brassicaceae
Product: putative kinase-like protein TMKL1
Biological process (GO): protein phosphorylation
Molecular function (GO): protein kinase activity; ATP binding; protein binding
Source: RefSeq, a predicted model, not a curated record
CAUCUCAUUCUCCACUGCCACUCUCUCUCCGGCUCCUCUGACGCGAAGCUCCUCGUGGGAAAGAUCAAACCUUCGCUCCAAGGCGCCAGCGAGAGCCUCCUCUUGUCCUCUUGGAACUCAUCUGUUCCCGUCUGCCAAUGGAGAGGGGUAAAAUGGGUAUUCUCAGACGGCUCCCCUCUCCAAUGCACCGCCCUCUCUUCUUCACCCCCAACCCAAUGGACAAACCUCUCUCUCUACAACGACUCCUCCCUCCACCUCCUCUCUCUCCAGCUCCCUUCCGCUAACCUCACCGGCUCCCUCCCCGGAGAGCUCGGCGAGUUCUCCAUGCUCCGAAGCCUCUUCCUCAACAUCAACGCCUUGAGCGGGCCCAUCCCUCUCGAGCUCGGCUACGCUUCCUCUCUCUCCGACGUUGAUCUGAGCGGUAACGCCCUAGCCGGGGCCUUCCCUCCGUCGAUUUGGAACCUCUGUGAGAACCUCGUCUCGUUGAAGCUUCACGAUAACUCCUUCUCCGGGGCCUUGCCUGAGCCCGCCUUGCCGAACUCGACUUGUGGUAAUCUCCAAGUUCUUGAUUUGGGUGGCAAUAAGCUCUCAGGCGAGUUCCCUGAGUACGUAACAAAGUUUAAAGCUCUCAAGUUGCUUGAUCUUUCGAGUAACCUCUUUGAAGGCUCUGUUCCCGAUGGUUUGGGGUUGUUACAGCUAGAAAGUCUCGAUCUUUCUCACAAUAACUUUAGUGGGAUGCUCCCGAGUUUCUUCGGUGAUUCCAAGUUUGGAGCUGAGUCUUUCCAAGGGAACAAUCCUAGCCUCUGUGGUUUGCCUUUGAAGCCGUGUCUAGGCUCCUCUAGGUUGAGUCCUGGCGCCGUCGCUGGACUGGUGAUAGGUUUAAUGUCUGGAGCGGUCGUUGUCGCGUCGUUGCUGAUAGGGUACUUGCAGAACAAGAAGAGGAAGAGUAGUAUAGAGAGUGAAGAUGAUCUGGAAGAAGGCGACGAAGAAGAUGAGGUUGAUGGUGAAGGGAAGUUAGUUGUGUUCCAAGGCGGUGAGAAUCUGACGUUGGAAGAGGUUUUGAACGCGACGGGGCAAGUCAUGGAGAAGACCAACUACGGUACGGUCUACAAGGCCAAGCUUAGCGAUGGAGGGAACAUCGCGUUGAGGCUGUUGAGAGAAGGUACUUGCAAGGAUAGAAGCUCUUGUCUGCCUGUUAUAAAGCAGCUAGGACGCGUUCGCCACGAGAAUCUGGUUCCUUUGAGAGCUUUCUAUCAGGGGAAGAGAGGAGAGAAGCUGCUCAUCUAUGACUACAUUCCCAACAUAAGCCUACAUGAUUUGUUGCACGAAAGCAAACCGGGGAAGCCGGCUUUGAACUGGGCCAGGAGACACAAGAUUGCGUUGGGAAUAGCGAGAGGACUUGCUUAUCUUCACACCGGACAAGAAGCUCCCAUCAUCCACGGCAAUAUAAGAUCGAAAAACGUGCUGGUCGACGACUUCUUCUUCGCUAGGCUAACUGAGUUUGGGCUUGAUAAGAUUAUGGUGCAAGCGGUGGCGGAUGAGAUCGUCUCGCAGGCGAAAUCAGACGGGUACAAGGCGCCUGAGCUCCACAAGAUGAAGAAAUGCAAUCCGAGGAGCGACGUUUACGCGUUUGGGAUCCUUCUCUUGGAGAUGCUGAUGGGGAAGAAGCCUGGAAAGAGUGGGAGGAACGGUGGCGAGUACGUGGAUCUGCCUUCUUUGGUUAAAGCCGCGGUGUUGGAGGAGACGACGAUGGAGGUUUUCGACUUGGAGGCGAUGAAAGGGAUCAGGAGUCCGAUGGAGGAAGGUUUGGUUCAUGCGUUGAAGCUAGCGAUGGGAUGCUGUGCUCCUGUCACGACGGUUAGACCGAGUAUGGAAGAGGUUGUGAAGCAGUUGGAAGAGAACAGGCCGAGGAAUAGAUCAGCGUUGUAUAGCCCUACGGAAACGAGGAGCGACGCUGAGACACCAUGCUGAGUUUGGUUUCUGUUUUACAAAGCUUUUUUUUUUUGUAAUUCUCUCACUUUUGUUGUUGGUUAUAUGCAUUUGUUGUUUCAUAGGAAAGGGAACCAUUCUGAUUUCAUUUUUAUUUUUAGUUUAUAUUUGUCAAUGACAAUGGUGUUAACAGAAGCAGAAGAAGCUAAUAUGAUGAAUCUACUUCGGUUA